UCUGCUAACUAGUCACAUGGUAAGUAGUAUCAAUAUCUUUCUCUGUAUCACUUUGUACUUAUCUGCAACAAUAUCCAGCCCCGAACCCAAGUGCAGUUCUUGUAAAUUCCGCCAUUUAUUCUGCUAGGCUCAAGAACAUGGGAGAUAUGGAUUGGUGGGUGUCAAUGCCAAAAAUUGAACUACACGCCCACCUUAAUGGCUCUAUCAGAGACUCCACUUUACUGGAACUUGCUAGAGAAGUGGGUGAUAAGGGACUCGUACGUUUUCCUGAUGUUGAGCAUGUUAUCUUAAAAGAUGAUCGUUCCCUUACCGAAGUGUUCAAAUUGUUUGAUUUGAUUCACAUUAUUACAACUGACCAUGAAACUGUAACCAGAAUUACUAAAGAGGUAAUUGAAGAUUUUGCUGCUGAAAAUGUUGUAUACUUGGAGCUAAGGACAACUCCCAAGAAAAAUGUCUCCAAAGGGAUGAACAAGAAGUCAUAUAUGGAAGCGGUUUUAGACGGUUUAAGGGCUGUUACUUCUGUUGAAGUUGAUAUUUUUAAUGAACCUAAUUUUGAUUAUCCUGCUAAUGCCGGUAUUUAUGCUCGGAGCAAUGAUGGUGCAAGCAAUGGAUCAGGAAAAAGGAAAAUAUACGUCAGACUUCUACUCAGUAUUGAUCGUCGUGAAACAACAGAAGCUGCAAUGGAAACUGUAUGUUCCUCAAAUCUGAUGCAUAAAGAGGCUGAAGGUAUAUAUAUAGACCUUACAGUCCAUGGCUUGCUAACUUCUUUGUGGUUGGUGAAGGUUAAGCUUGCUCUGGAAAUGAGACAUUUGGGAGUAGUGGGUAUUGACCUUUCUGGCAAUCCUGUCAUUGGUGAAUGGCUAACUUUUCUUCCUGCUUUAGAGUUUGCUAAAGAGCAAGGACUUCUCAUUACCCUUCACUGUGGCGAGGUACCCAAUCUUAUGGAAAUCAAUGCAAUGCUAGAUUUUCUUCCUGCAAGAAUUGGUCAUGCUUGUUGCUUUGGAGAUGAAGAAUGGGCAAAGCUAAAAUCCUUAAAGAUACCGGUUGAAAUUUGCUUGACUUCCAACAUCAGGACUGAAACAAUAUCUUCGGUGGAUAUUCAUCAUUUUGCCGAUUUAUAUAUAAGUGGACAGCCCAUUGUCCUCUGCACUGACGACUCAGGGGUGUUCUCUACCAGCGUAUCUGGCGAGUAUAGCCUUGCCUCUUCUAGUUUUGGUAUACAAAAGAGGGAGAUGUUCCAACUGGCUAGGAAUGCCGUUAAUUUUAUUUUUGCUGGUAAUAAAGUAAAACAGGAGCUGGAGCAAAUAUUUGAUUUAGCUGCAAAGAGCCUGGAGUUCUGAUGAGAAAUGUAUCAAAAUGAACAGGAUUAUUCUUCAGUUAUUGUUAUUAUAAUUGGAAAGUGAAACUGUCUUAUUAAAUGGAGCGACAUAAACAUUGAAGAUUUUUAUAAUUGACUCCAACUUUCCUGA
Molecule: messenger RNA, 1469 nt
Organism: Capsicum annuum
Lineage: Eukaryota; Viridiplantae; Streptophyta; Magnoliopsida; Solanales; Solanaceae
Product: N6-mAMP deaminase
Exons: 10
Coding region: 138-1340 (400 amino acids)
Biological process (GO): inosine biosynthetic process; adenosine catabolic process
Molecular function (GO): adenosine deaminase activity
Source: RefSeq, a predicted model, not a curated record